Pseudonaja textilis is the source of this 1744-nucleotide messenger RNA. The record is from RefSeq and is a predicted model, not a curated record. Lineage: Eukaryota; Metazoa; Chordata; Lepidosauria; Squamata; Elapidae.
UCCGGCUAUGGAGGCCGCUUUGGUGAAACCGAUGGUGGCGGAGGUGAAGCCCGGUGCCGUGAGCGCCGAGCUGGAGGUGAAGAAGCUCCAGGAGCUGGUGCGCAAGCUGGAGAAGCAAAACGAGCAGCUGCGCAAUAGAGCCGCUGCCACCCCCUGCCCUGCUUCGGCGCCUGGUCCGAGCCCGACCAGCCCUCUGCCCCGAGUAGCCUCUGCCGCCGCCGCCGCCGCCGCCUCCCCAGUCCCCCGCAGCAGCUCCCCUCCAGCCGGCCGGUCGAGCCCAGCGCCGGCUCUCGUAUGCCAAGCCGAGCCCUUCGUCUACUUCAAGCCAUCCCCCACCGGGGCACCCCACGAAGCCCUCGCCGCCCCUUCCAUCCUUCUGCCCCCGGCCGGCCUUUUGGACGAGGUGGAAAUCCUGGAUCUUCGGAGGCUGGGAGGCUACGGCCGGGAAGAAAAGGAAAAAGAGCAGCAGCGCUUCCAGGAGGAGGAGGAGGAGGAAACCUGGCUAUAUGCUGCACCUGUUAAGGGCAUCAUGCAGCAAGAAAAAUCAUUGACUCCUUUGCAGUGGUGUCGACAUGUUCUUGAUAAUCCAAGCCCUGAGAUGGAAGCUGCCAAGCGUUCUUUGUGCUUCAGGCUGGAGCAAGCUAGUAGAUGGCGGAGUCUCUUCUCUUCAUCUGUAUCCUUGGCUUUUCCUUAUAGUCCUGUUGCAAGGUUUACUCCAUAUAGCAAUAGCUUUAACAGCCCUGCGUUCCCUAAAACCUUCAGCAAAGCAAUAUUAACACCUGAACAAACAGAUUGCAUUUCUAGAAGCUCCCCUCUUAGUCCCCAGUCAUCUCUGGACAGUGAAUUGAGCACCUCAGAAUUAGAAGAUGAUUCCAUUUCCAUGGGGUACAAACUACAAGACCUUACAGAUGUCCAGAUUAUGGCUCGGCUACAAGAAGAGAGCCUGAGGCAAGACUAUGCUUCAACGUCGACAUCAGUGUCAAGAAACAGUUCCAAUGUAUCUCUUCCUUUGAUCAAAAAAGGGACCAGUGGUGACCAGGAAUUUGAUCGUUAUAGCCUUGAAGAUGAGGAAGAGGAAUUUGUCCACUUACCCCCUCCACAGCCUCGACUCACACGUUGUUCUCCUUUCCAAAAAGGAAUUCCCCAUUCCCAAACGUUUUCCAAUAUACGUGACUGUAGGAGGAGCCCAGUUUCCCCAUAUUUUCCCUACAGUAAUAAUCAACAGCAGCCAUUUUGUUCUCCUCAACCCCCAAAUCUUCUGGAGUCUCAGUCAAGCAGAAUUAAUGGAGACAAACUCCGAAGAAGCAUGCCUAAUUUAGCUCGAAUGGCAAGUACCCUUACUGUCAAUGCAAACAGCAGCCCUGCUGGUUCUGUGAGGAACAGCCUAAGUUUUGAUUCUAACUUGCAUGGAGCCAGUAAUGGGGUAUCUAGAAUUCAGUCUUGCAUUCCUUCACCAGGGCAACUUCAACACAGAGUCCACAGCGUGGGACACUUUCCAAUAUCUGCCAGGCAGCCCCUCAAAGCUAUGGCCUAUGUGAGUCCAACAGUUCAAGGAAGUAACAGUAGCAGUAGCCUUGGGUUGUCCAACAGCAGCUUGCAAAUGCACUCCAGUACAAGCAUUCCAGUGCCAAACAAGACUGCAAACACAAAUAUUGUAACUCGUAGUAGUCUUCCUAGGCCUUCCCUGGCCAUCGGUGGAAGCAGUAUACCUAGGAGCAAAAUUGCACAGCCAAUUCGAAGGUAA